Ostrea edulis (European flat oyster) is the source of this 2900-nucleotide messenger RNA. Its product is annotated as histone H2B. The transcript has a single exon. Gene Ontology annotation, cellular component: nucleosome. Lineage: Eukaryota; Metazoa; Mollusca; Bivalvia; Ostreida; Ostreidae. The coding region runs from base 1 to 372 and encodes 123 amino acids. Gene Ontology annotation, molecular function: protein heterodimerization activity; DNA binding; structural constituent of chromatin. The record is from RefSeq and is a predicted model, not a curated record.
AUGCCACCCAAAGCCGGAUCUAAAGGAGCCAAGAAAGCCGCCACUAAGGCGAAGGCCCAGAGAACUGGGGACAAGAAAAAGCGCAGGAAGAGGAGGGAAUCCUAUGCCAUCUACAUUUACAAAGUCCUGAAGCAGGUCCACCCAGACACUGGCGUUUCCAGCAAAGCCAUGAGCAUCAUGAACUCAUUUGUCAAUGACAUUUUUGAGAGAAUUGCUGCUGAAGCUUCCCGCCUGGCCCACUACAACAAACGCUCAACCAUCACCAGCAGAGAAAUCCAGACCGCUGUCCGUCUUCUCUUGCCCGGUGAAUUGGCCAAGCACGCCGUCUCUGAGGGUACCAAGGCUGUCACCAAGUACACCAGCAGCAAGUAAACUGCAAGGACUUGUACCUCAAACUCAAAACGGCCCUUUUCAGGGCCACACAAAUUUUUUGAAAAGAUACCUAUAUAACAGCGCAUCGAGAAACGUUCUAUUAAUGAAAGUAUGCAUAGUACAUAAAUACUGUCACUGCGUGUUGAAACUACACGCAAUGUCAGUGUAUAUUGAAAUGGAGUGCAGAGAAUGAAUAUUACAUUAUGCAUGAACAUAUGGAUAGAUAUAUAUAUAUAUAAGUCUAUACACAUGCACACACAAAUGGUUCAUUGGUGUCAUUCAGCAGCAUUGUUUAAUGUGCUGUGCUUCUAGGUGUUUAAUUUGAUAUUAUAUGCAUCAAUCUUCUAUGUUAACCACACUAGACCUGUGUAUAUAUAUAUAUAUAUAUAUAAACAACUUGCAUGCAUAUUCAUUUUAAUAAGAAGUUAACAAUUAAACAUAACUACACGAUACAAUUUACACAUGUGUACCAUAUAUAUGAACAUAUCUUGUAUUAUUAAUAUUAUGUUUCUUAUAAUUAUUGUAAAUUUGUCAUAAUAUAAUAUAAUUAUUGUAACCUACCUGCUAAAGAUUGUUGGAUUCUGCAAUACUUUUGAAUGCAUGCAUCAUGAUGAGUAUUGAGUAUGUCCAUUGCAUAUAUAUAUAUGGUACACAUGUGUAAAUUGUAUCAUGUAGUUAUAAUGUUUUAAUUGUUAAUUUGUAUAUGCCCCCUGAGGGCCCUUGAUUGGUGAAUAAAUAAUAAAUAAAUAAAUAUAUAUAUAUAUAUAUAUAUAUAUAUAUACACACACACACACACACACAUAUAUGAACAUCAUAAUUGUGUACUGGAAUUUGGUCCUGUAUUGUAUUUUGUGAUUUGAAUCAUAUAUGCCGAGUGUUGGGCCCUAAUUUGGAAUAAAUCGUAUCAACGACAUAUAGAUAUAUCAUAUAUACAUAUCAUUAUAUAUUUCUGAUGAUUUAGAUAUUGAACUUUUGUAACACUAUCAUGUUAAUAAAUGUAUGCAGUGCAGCAAUGUGGAUUCUGACAGUAGUAGUGCAUCUGAAUGAUUGUCAUUUAUCUAUUUUGUUGUUUCUAGUACGGUGUAUUGUUUCAAAAGUGUACAUGCCUCCCGAGGGCCCUAAAAAUUGGUGAAAUAAACAUAAAUUCAUAAAUAAAUGAUAACUUCCAACUUGAAAAUCAUUUAGUACUUUGCCUCCAUUUGAACAGAGGAAAAUGAUACGAUAUAUGUGCCAAAUAGGAAGCGGUUGCUAUUUUAGCAUUUCUAGAGAUCUCUUAUUUAUUAUAAUCAUUAUUAAUGUAAUUCCAGACAUGGUAUGUGGGUUGGUUUUUUUUUAGAUAAUCAGAACCUUGCAUCAUCAUGUGGUAUCUUUUGUAACGCAUGGAUUAGCAUUACCUACUCGAUCCAAACCAGUGUUAUUAUAUAAUAAGUAAUGUGCAAUGUAUCAAAGGGACAUUAGCUGUCAUUUAUUCACCCAAAAUUGAAUUUAAAUGAAAAUUGUUCUACAUUAUAUAUCUCAGUAAUAACACCAGUAUUUCAAACACCUUUUAACCUCAAAGCAGGCACAUGAAUAGGUAGUGUUGGUGAUUAAAUAUUUAAUAUUAUUGUCUUAUCUUGUUUCCUAUACAAAAUAAAUGUUGUUAUUAGUCAUUAAUGUACAGAUUCCUAUGCCAUUGAGAGAGAGGAAGAAAAAGGUUGCCAUCACUUUCACAGCAAAUGAAUACCCCUUUAAAUUUUUCAAACACAUUUUGUCUGCACUCGUGUGUUAUUGCAAGAUGCCUGGAGUAAGAAAUAUAAAAAACAAAACUGUCCCUCCCUUAGUGCUUUGUGUACUCCCAAUAUGAAAAGAAAUCAAGUAAUGAAUUAAAAUUUCACAACUACAUACACAAGAUUGCAUUCAGUAAAGUUGUAUAUGUUAAUCGUGUUUGGCGUGCAGUGGGCAAGCAUGAGGGUAUAUAUUUAUGAACAAUGCAAGCUAAUUACGUAUGCAUCCCAGAUAAAGUGUGCAAGUAAUUAACCUGGCAAUAUCCUCAACUGUUAAUCGUUAAGCAAUCUGCACUGCAAAUGAAAUGAAAACAAUAACCGUUUCUCAAAGUCGUUUCAUAGAGAUGUCUUUUCAAAGAAUUUUGGUGGCCGUUAAAACGGCCGUUUGGUUUUGCGCUGUGAAGCACAAACGAUGGUAGAGUUUCUAACCACCGAAUCCGUACAGGGUACGUCCCUGUCUCUUGAGGGCGUAGACUACGUCCAUGGCUGUGACAGUCUUUCUUUUGGCGUGCUCGGUGUAGGUGACAGCAUCACGAAUGACGUUCUCAAGGAAAACUUUCAACACACCACGGGUCUCCUCAUAAAUGAGUCCAGAGAUACGUUUGACUCCACCUCUACGUGCAAGACGACGGAUGGCGGGCUUGGUGAUACCCUGGAUGUUAUCUCUAAGGACCUUCCUGUGACGCUUGGCGCCCCCCUUUCCAAGACCUUUUCCUCCUUUGCCUCUUCCUGACAUCUUUGCUUAUCAAUAGACAAGUUCUGAAU